AUGAUCAUGUUUUACAAUAUUUUGAGGAUAGUAUGGAUAUCAUAUCUGAGCAAGUUAAACAUGUGGGGAACAAUGGUUGAUUUAAAGAGUAAUGUUUUCCAAAUCAAGAUCCCGACAAGACAUCGGCUUUUAUUUAGCAAACCUGACAUCUCCACUUAUAUCAGCGAAUAUCUAGUUAACGAAUGUAUGUCAAAUGAUUUAUUGCUCAAUUUCGACCCAAAAUAUGGCUUGGUUAUAGAAGCCUGGGCAUUAACUUGCAACAAAUAUCACGAGUCAAUCAAGGGUCUAGAAAUUGGACAGCUACUUCACAAACAUGGCUUUAAUGCUUGUUUGAUCGAUGAAAUUUUGUUCGUCUAA
Phycomyces blakesleeanus NRRL 1555(-) is the source of this 357-nucleotide messenger RNA. RefSeq lists its product as hypothetical. The coding region runs from base 1 to 357 and encodes 118 amino acids. The record is from RefSeq and is a predicted model, not a curated record. Lineage: Eukaryota; Fungi; Mucoromycota; Mucoromycetes; Mucorales; Phycomycetaceae. The transcript is spliced from 2 exons.